Messenger RNA from Portunus trituberculatus (swimming crab), 3533 nucleotides. RefSeq names its product prostaglandin G/H synthase 2-like. Gene Ontology annotation, molecular function: peroxidase activity; prostaglandin-endoperoxide synthase activity; heme binding. The record is from RefSeq and is a predicted model, not a curated record. Gene Ontology annotation, biological process: response to oxidative stress; cyclooxygenase pathway. The transcript is spliced from 12 exons. Gene Ontology annotation, cellular component: cytoplasm; neuron projection. Bases 167 to 1981 code for a protein of 604 amino acids. Lineage: Eukaryota; Metazoa; Arthropoda; Malacostraca; Decapoda; Portunidae.
AGCGUCAGAGUAACCCCAACUAGGCGAAGUGAAAGAGCAGCGCCCCAGCUACCACUCGUGUUACCUUUAGUUAUCUCACUCGUGCACCUGUGAGGCUGUGGAGUGCUGUGUGUCCCUACCUGGUUCCAAGAGUGUGUCAGGCUCUUGAUCUCCCAUACACAAGGCAAUGGAUAAGGAAGGACGAGAAGAAAAAGGGGGAAGGCGUGUGAUGGUGGGCGUGGCUGGCGUGGUGCUGGCUGCCUCCUUUCUCUUCAUGCGGGGCCCAGUGCAGGAGACGCCCGCGCCCUCCACUCCUCCCACUUACGAUUACGACCCCUGCUGCUCCUUCCCGUGUCAGAACCAGGGCAUCUGUCUGACCCUGCAGAACAACAGCUACACGUGUGACUGCACCGCCACGGGACACUACGGGAACAACUGCCAAAUACCCACGUGGGGGUCAUGGAUCACCAAGCACCUGAAGCCAGACCCAGAGACAGUGCACAAUCUCAUCACUUCUUGGUGGCCGCUGUGGGCUGUCAUAAACCACAUCCCCUUCCUUCACUCCAAGAUUAUGACCUACGUCUAUUUGUCGCGUGGGGACCUGGUUGACUCACCACCAACAUACGAGAGCGACCACCACUACAUCACCCUCGAUGCUUACUACAAUGAGUCUUAUUAUGGCCGUGCACUGCCUCCCGUCCCCGCCCACUGCCCGACCCCCAUGGGAGUUGCCGGCCACAAGGAGUUCCCGGAUGUGGAUGAGCUGAUCAAGAAGGUGUUCAUGAGGCGACAGUUCAUUCCAGACCCUCACAACACCAAUGUCCUGUUCCAGUAUUAUGCCCAGCACUUCACUCACCAGUUCUUCAGGACGGACUACCAGAAGGGACCCCAUCUCACUAAGGGCAACGGAGGGGUGGACGUGUCAAACAUCUAUGGCCUCAAUGAGCAGGACCGCCGAGCACUCAGGUCUUGGGAGAAUGGGAAACUCCGCACACAGGUGAUCAAUGGAGAGGAGUUCCCGCCGUACCUGAAGGAUGUGCCAGCCAUCAGUAUGGACUACCCCUCCCACAUCCCCAUCCCUGAGACCGGCAAGUUUGCUCUCGGCCACCCGUUCUUCGCCCUCCUGCCAGGACUCUUUGCGUACUCCACCAUCUGGAUGAGGGAGCACAACCGCGUGUGUGACGAGCUGCUCAAGAUUCACCCUCACUGGGAUGACGAACGCCUCUACCAGACCGCCCGCCUCAUUAUCAUUGGCGAGGUCAUCAAGAUCACCAUAGAGGAUUACGUGCAGCACCUGAGCCAGUACCGCCUCCGCCUGACCUUUGAGCCACAGCUGACCCACGGCACACACUUCCAGUACCACAACCGCAUCCACGCUGAGUUCAACCACCUCUACCACUGGCACCCUCUCAUUCCCGACAGCCUGGAGGUGAGCAACACAAGUUACGCCCUGAUGGACAUGGCCUUCUCCACUGCACCAAUCUUCAAACACGGCCUGGACAACUUCAUCCACGCCAUGAUCAACAGUCGUUCUGGAGCUCUGACGGCAAGGAACCACGCCCAUGUCCUCUACCCAGUACUGAAGAAGGUGAUUGAGAACGGCCGCCUGCUGAGGUUCCAGGGCCUCAAUGCCUACCGCAGGAGGUUUGGCAUGCGCCCCUUCACGUCCUUCCUUGACCUGGCUGGUGAUCCUGAACUGGCGGCUGACCUGGAGCACUUCUACGGGGAUAUUGAAGCUGUGGAGUUUUAUGUUGGUCUCGUCACAGAACGCCCCGGCCCUUCAGUCACCCCGCUGUCCAUGGUCAAUAUGGGAGGCCCCUGGAGUGUGAAGGGGCUGCUGGCUAACCCCAUCUGCAGCCCUCGGUAUUGGAAACCUUCCACCUUUGGCGGUGAGGAAGGCUUUCAGAUCAUCAAGACAGCCACCCUGGAACGACUCUUCUGCCUCAACAUGAAAACUGGCUGCCAGAACAUUGGAUUCACAGUCCCUCCUGGUACCCCCUAAGUACAGUACCCACCUCCCCAGUGGUAUCCCCUAAGUACAGUGGAACCACACGUGCUUUGGGGUCUGAGGGGUCUCCAAGCACAGGGGUUCAAAUCCUGGCCACAGCCCGAGUGUAGGUAGAAUUUUCUCACUCGGGGAAAUGGUUCCCUAAUAGGUGGGAUUUUAGACAGGAGGUACUCAAAAAGAUCCCUCCUUUAGCCCAGAAAUUCUCAUGAAAAGCCCACAAUAUAAACAAAAAACAAAGGAAAAAAGCAUCCAGGGCCUCCUUUAGCCCAGAAAUUCACAUGAAAAAGCCCACAUGGUAUAAAAAAACAAAACAAAAGUGUCCAGGGCUGUGUUAGGAUACAUUGAUGCUAUGGCUGUGUCUUGAGGUCAUCACAGCCCACCCUGAGCCCUUCAGUGUGGGCCAGGGUGUGAGUGUGUGUGUGCCUGUGGUUUGUGAGGUGAAUCAAAUCAUCUAUUAUAAAACAUUCCAAAGUUGUGGCGCCCAGUUGUGUGCGUAUGUGAGAGAGAGAGAGAGAGAGAGGUAUUUCAGUGGCAUUUCUCUUAAGUAUUGGGUGUGUCCAGGCAUUUGUUUGUCUAUAUUGGUGGGAAUGGCUUAGAUAGUUAGGAAGUUAGUGAGUCAGUCCCAUUCAGGUGUUUUUUAUGUAUGUAUGUCUGUAUUUAUAGAUGUGUGUGUGUGUGUGUGUGUGUGUUUUGCUAUUUGAGGCUAGUCAAGCUUAGGUAUUUAUUUAUAUGGAUGGAGUGUGCUUACCUAUUUCUUACUUAUUGACUUUUAACGAUAAAAAAGGGAUUUAUUACCUAUUUUAUUAUUCAGUCAUCCAUAUGUAGGUAUUAUUUACUUAAGUUUUUAUUUACUUAUUGAUACACAAAACACUCUUUCUUUCUUUAUAUAGGAAAGAUUAAAGUGACACUCAUUUCUUAGUAAUUUCUGAUAGCGAUAGACACUUGCCCUUGUCCUUUGGCUAAUUCUGUCGGCUCUGUAAGGAGACUGAAGACUGAGUGGGCCUUUUUCUUUAUAUUUUGUUGCCCUUGGCCAGUCCUCCUCUCUUAAACUUUGAUAGGGUGGAAGAGAAAAGCAUUACUCUCUACAGCUUAGACCAAUGAACCUUUACAACUGCACUGCUGAAUGAGUCCUGAAGGAAACUCUUGGUAAGCAUCCUGGAAAUGGAAGACACAAAUGUGAACACAGAUGACAGUGUGUUCAGGAUUACUACCAAGAGUGUUGCCUGUGCUGUAACGUUCAUGUUGUUGUCACACGUCUGAAUGCUGGUACUGGUGCUGCUGUUGAUGGUGGUGCUGGUGGUGCUGGUGCCUCUGAAACAGUUAAGCAUAUCAGCAUGAAGAUGAGACUUUUAUUGUUUUGGCAGCAUUUCCACUCAAUUUUUCCUCUCAGUUACCAAGAAAAUAGAUGAAAGUGAUGGUGUGUGUGUGUGUGUGUGUGUGUGUUACAUCCAGAUAUUUUUGUACAUAGGUUGUAUAUAGUUAUUGUUAUUUACACUUGUACUGUUUUUCAUAGAUAAAAACAAAAUAAAAUUAAAAGAAUGUUAAA